GAUCCCUGAAAAAGCUAAAGCAGAAAGAAGAAAUUCUUUUGGCAAAAGCACUGCCAACUCGUGUGAGUCACGAGAGUCACAACAGGGGGGAGGAAGAAAAGAAGGCUCACAAGAAAGAGAGGAGAGGAGGGGGAAUGGAGAAGAAAAGUGAGAGUGGGAGUGGUGGUGGACAGGUGGUGGACGGUUCGAAUAUAAUGGAGUUGGUUGGGAACGAGGAGGUGUUUAGUAACUUUGUGGAGCAUAAGUUUGAGGAGCUCGACAGGGACAGAGACGGCCACCUCUCUUUGAACGAGCUCCACCCUGCUGUCGCCGAUAUUGGCCUUGCUCUUGGCUUGCCGGCUCAGGGUUCUUCCCGGGACUCCGAUCACAUCUAUUCUGAGGUAUUGAAUGAGUUCACUCAUGGGAAACAACAAAAAGUGAGCAAGACUGAGUUCAAAGAGGUUCUUUCGGAUAUUCUAAUAGGCAUGGCUGCUGGUUUCAAGCGAGACCCUAUUGUGAUCCUCCGUAUUGAUGGAGAAGACCUCCUAGAAUACAUUGAUGGGCCAAUUUUUGAACCGGAGCUGGUGGCUACAUAUUCUGAGAUAAGGUCAGCUGAUGGAACUCUCCGUGACUGUAUAAUCAAAGCUUUGGAAAAACUCACGGUUGACCAAGGGAUGCCCCCUUCAUUGGAUUCUUGGGUUGUGAGCAAUAUUGUGGAACCUGCUCUGCAAUCAUGCACUGGCCAUGAUUUGGACAAGCCGGUUUCUCAAGAUACUUUCAUAGCAGAAUUCAAAAAAGUAGCAGAGUUUGUGGCUCAUCGUCUUCAGGAGCAGCCUGUGAUUGUAGCCCACAGUGAGAAUGACUUUGAUGGAAGCGACGUCAAGAGAUUGUUGUCCAACAAGUUUGAAUUAGACAAGACACUGAAUGCAGCUAUUGAAACUGUUCCAAAAGACCGCAGUGGGAAAUUAUCCAAAGAAUAUUUGCGUGUGGCACUGGAAGCGGUGGCUCCAACAGCUGGUCUGCCACCACUUGGUGCAGUUGAGCAGAUGGACAAGGUUGUGCAGGAUGCGUUCAACAUGUUUAACGCAGAUGACGGAAAGCAGCUUAAGGAAGAUGAGUUCAAGAAGACACUGACUGAAAUCCUGGGGAGUAUCAUGUUGCAAUUGGAGGGAAACCCAAUCUCAGUUCACUCAAAUGCGGUUGUGCACGAGCCCCUCACCGCUGCUUCUACUCUACUGCAGCCAACUCCCGACUUAUAGAUCAUAGCUCUCCUGGAUUAUCAAGCGUAACAAAGAUAAAAACGGCAAUAAAAUUUUUGAUUAAGGAAAUGGUUACUACCACAAGUUUGUGUUGCUUAGUUAUCGUAAUCAUGUUAAUGAAAUGCUCUUACUGUGCAAAUUUAGAUAGGGAAUGUCCACUAUGUUGUUACUGAUUUCCGAUGUUUGAACUUUGAAUGCAUCAAGGGUUUGAGCUAA
Messenger RNA from Pyrus x bretschneideri (Chinese white pear), 1454 nucleotides. RefSeq lists its product as uncharacterized. The record is from RefSeq and is a predicted model, not a curated record. The transcript has 5 exons. The coding region runs from base 135 to 1238 and encodes 367 amino acids. Lineage: Eukaryota; Viridiplantae; Streptophyta; Magnoliopsida; Rosales; Rosaceae. Gene Ontology annotation, molecular function: calcium ion binding.